Molecule: messenger RNA, 2876 nt
Organism: Rhododendron vialii
Lineage: Eukaryota; Viridiplantae; Streptophyta; Magnoliopsida; Ericales; Ericaceae
Product: probable receptor-like protein kinase At1g11050
Exons: 2
Coding region: 144-2069 (641 amino acids)
Biological process (GO): protein phosphorylation
Molecular function (GO): ATP binding; protein kinase activity
Source: RefSeq, a predicted model, not a curated record
CUCUCAUGACUGCACUAAUCAUCUCCAGAUUCUCCACCACACGCUCUCUCUCUCUCUCUUUCUCUCUCCAAUGCAUAACCCACCCGCCACCCGGAGAAUGUAUACUCAUUAAUUACACAGGAACGUAGUAGUAGUAUACAAACAUGAAAAGUGUUUCCCUAAUCCUCUCUCUCUUCUCCCUCUCUCUCCUCUCCCUCACAUCCUCAGCAUCCACCAACACAUCCACCACCGCAACCACAUGCCCAAUGGACCUGGGCUACGUCCAACGGAUCCCCUGGCUCACCUCCGCCUGCAAAACCAACUCCAACAACAUCUCCAACUGCUGCCAAACCCUACUCUCCGUCUUCGGCAUCGGCCUCUCCCAACACCUCAAAGAAACCUCCCUUUUCCAGCUCCCGGAUUUGCCCUCGUCCGUCUCUUGCCUCUCCGAUUUCCAAUCCAAGCUCGAUUCCCUCUCUUUGCCCUCCAAUUUGACCUCCCUCUGCUUCGACCCUCUUCAGUUCGUCAUUACGCCCAACAUCUGUGCUUCCAUCGAGUCCAUCUCCGAUUGGCUCAACCACCUCGGACCCAUCACGCCGCUCAACUCCGCCUGCCGAUCCGACCUCACCGAUUUGACCUCUUGCGACGCCUGCCUCUUCGCCGCCUUCCAGGUCCAGACCGAUCUCAUCCGAAUCGAUGGUAACACAUCUCACUCCAGAGAUUGUUUCUACUUCGCAGUAUUAUAUGCUGCUGGAAUUGUAAAUGAGUAUGGGCCAGAAAGUUCUAGAGCGAUUUCUUGCAUUUUGGGCCUUACGAUUGCUUCCCAGUCUAAGUCAAGCAAGGCACAUUCUGCUCUAAUGUUCGGACUCACUGGAGCCGGUGUUGCCGUUUUGUUCAUGUCUGUUUUGAUAUGUCUGUACUUUUGGUGGAAUAAGAGACGGAGGAAGGAGAGUGAUAGGUUUGACUGGGGAGAUAUUGAGGAAUUGGGGUCAAGACCGCGGAAUCCUCGGCCGAAUACAGGGUCAAUAUGGUUCAAGAUUGAUGAACUUGUGAAGGCAACUGAUAAUUUUUCGCAGAAGAAUUUCAUUGGGCGAGGUGGGUUUGGGAUGGUAUACAAGGGGAAUUUACCAGAUGGGACUGUGGUUGCCGUUAAGAGGGUGAUAGAAUCUGAUUUUCAGGGCAAUGAGGAGUUCUGUAAUGAAGUUGAGAUCAUUAGCAAUUUGAAGCACAGGAAUUUGGUUCCACUUAGAGGGUGUUGUGUGACUGGUGAAGAUGGUGAAAAUCAUGAAGAGAGAGAAAGUCAGAGGUACCUUGUUUAUGACUACAUGUCGAAUGGAAAUGUAGAUGACUAUUUGUUUUGUUGUAAGAAUGAAACUCGAAUUGGGAAGCAACCAUUGACAUGGCCUCAGAGGAAGAGCAUAAUUUUGGAUGUGGCAAAGGGGCUAGCGUAUCUUCACUAUGGGGUGAAACCUGCCAUAUAUCAUAGAGAUAUCAAGGGCACAAAUAUACUUUUGGAUGCGGAUAUGAGGGCUAGGGUUGCAGAUUUUGGGUUGGCAAAGCAAAGUAGAGAAGGGCAGUCUCAUCUCACCACUAGAGUGGCUGGUACACACGGAUACUUAGCCCCAGAAUAUGCGCUUUACGGUCAGUUGACUGAAAAGAGUGAUGUUUAUAGCUUUGGGGUGGUGGUUUUGGAGAUCAUGUGCGGAAGAAAAGCUCUUGAUCUGUCUUCCUUAGGAUCGCCACAUGCAUUUCUAAUUACGGAUUGGGCUUGGUCUUUAGUGAAGGCGGGAAAGAUUGAAGAGGUAUUAGAUGCUUCUUUGUUGGGUGAUGGGGAUUCGGCCAAUUCGAAUCCAAAGGCUAUAAUGGAGAGAUUUGUCCUUGUUGGAAUUUUGUGUGCUCAUGUGAUGGUGGCUUUACGGCCAACCAUUUUGGAUGCAUUGAAAAUGUUGGACGGAGAUAUCGAGGUUCCUGCGGUUCCCGAUAGACCGACGCCACUUGGGCAUCCUUCGUUUCUUGGGAAUGGGAAUACCUUUAGCAUAUCACCGGCAUUGAGUGGGCCGAAAUUGCUUACCGGAGACAUGCAAAGGUAAUUGAGGAAAUUUAUGAUGUUUGUGAUCUCUUCAUAGGCUAAAAGCAUGAAGGGAGAUAGAAAAUCCUGAACCUAGAUUUUUUUAGUUGCUUCAUGCAAUCGAAUAGAUAAGGGGAGUUGGACCGAGUCAUAGAUAUUAGACACACACUUGUAAAAAGGAAGAUGGGUGCAGAAGAAAUGGAAUUUCUGCUAAUUAGAUAGAUGCACAGUGCUCCAAGAACUGGAUGUCAGGCUGCUUGGAGAUGGAGGGAAAUUUAUAUAAACUUGGAAUUUUAUAACUACCCUGUCUUUCGCAAGAUUCUUGUCUUUAUUGUUUUGGUGUGGAACUUCCUCAGGUCAAGAAGCCCAGGGGCAGGCCUAAAGGAAGGGGUGGUGGUCAUAAGUGAUUUGUUUUCUCUCCUGUUUGUUUCCCAAAUGGUGGAAAUUGGUACAUGGAACAUUAGGGUCUGCAUACAUCACCUUUAGUUUAAAAAAAUUACUUAAUUUCCUUAACGAAACGUAUGGAUACCGCCUUAGUUUACCCUGUUUCAGAUUCGAUUAGUCCAUGCAUGGUCUUUCUUUACAGGAACUUGUGAUCCGGUUCCACAAAUAUCUUGGAGGAGUUGAAUUGUAAAGCUCGUGAGAUAUCUUUCUCUGCGUGAACCAGCAUUCUUCAAAAUGAUCUAGAGUUGAUUUGCUGUUGUUUUUGUUAACUAUGGAAGCAGAGAUGAGAGGCCACCUCAGUCUGUAACAGUUAUCUAUAACAACAUUGAUGUAUCGAAGUUCUUCUUCUUCUUCGGCUUGAGAUAUAUAGUUUGCUUUAUUUGAA